GGCUAACACUCUGCCCUCCUGGACCUCAUGCUUUUUUGCUGGUCCUACCAGGACCUUUCACAGCUCAACAGUAGAGGGCGCUAGAGGACCACAUGGUCUUGUUUGGCGAGGAUGUUUGGAAAUUCACUCUGGUGUUGUUUACCUAUGGUGACCAGCUGGGGGACCAGGCCAUCAAAGAGCACAUCAUGGUGGAGCGCCCCGUCCUGCAGAAGCUGGUGGAGAGAUGUGGCAACAGGUACCACGUCCUCGAUAACAAGAGCAAGAGUGAAAGCAACCAGGUCCCCAAGCUGCUGGAGAGGAUUAAGGAGAUGGUGGCCAUUAACGAAGGCAAGCACUACAUCCCAAACAUGACUGAGUUCAGCCAGAGGGUAGAGAGAGAAAUUAGUGUCUGUCUGGAGGAAAAAUGGAAGAAACGAGAGGCAGAGAUAUAUGAUGAGUUCAAAGAUUACCUGUCCAAGCUGAUGAUGGAUCUGAGAGGACAAGAAGGAUCUGGACCUGAAACAUCUGACACAAGCCUCCAACCCAAACCUGCAAAACAAGAUGCUUGGUGGAAACCCAAGGUUUUCUUCUCACUUAUCAACCAGAGCAAGAGGACUGAGAAGGUUGAGAAGAAGAUCUGUGAGAAACUAAAGAGCAUGGAGGCAGACCUGAAAUCCAACAUCCCAGAUUCCAAGAUGAGGAACAGUUUUGACUAUAUAGGGCCAAGCAUGAGUGACAGGGCACCCAAGGAAAAGUUUGAUGAGGUGUUGGCCUGGAUGUCCACAAUGAAGAUUGAAAAUGAAGAUCCCCCUACCUUCAACUACUCACAGGCCACGUCAGGAUACCAAUCCAACAUCUCAGAUGUAUUCUCAAGAGGUGAGAUUGAAGAGUUCAAAGAUUACUUGUCUAGACUGCUGAGGGAUCUGGAAGAAGUAGAAGUACCUGGACUUGACACAUCUGACAUGAGCCUCCAACCCGAACCUGCAAAACAAGGUCUUCGGCGUAAAGUCAGGAGUGAGAAAAUUGAAGAGAUGAAGAAGAAUAUCAUUGAGAAAAUAGACAGCCUAGAGACAGAGCUGCAGAAUGUUUCUGAUUCCAAUUGAAUGCCAGUUUGGAGUUACUAUUCCUGAGGAGUAAGUCCUAGACUGAUAAUACAACUUCCAUCACUGCUGUUAUUGUUUUCCUCAACGUUGACAUCACCUUCCAUUGUUAUGGAGUU
Molecule: messenger RNA, 1198 nt
Organism: Alosa sapidissima (American shad)
Lineage: Eukaryota; Metazoa; Chordata; Actinopteri; Clupeiformes; Clupeidae
Exons: 6
Coding region: 93-1082 (329 amino acids)
Molecular function (GO): GTP binding
Source: RefSeq, a predicted model, not a curated record